Phragmites australis (common reed) is the source of this 5915-nucleotide messenger RNA. Its product is annotated as disease resistance protein RGA5-like. Lineage: Eukaryota; Viridiplantae; Streptophyta; Magnoliopsida; Poales; Poaceae. Gene Ontology annotation, molecular function: ATP hydrolysis activity; ADP binding. Gene Ontology annotation, biological process: defense response to other organism. The coding region runs from base 198 to 5597 and encodes 1799 amino acids. The transcript has 6 exons. The record is from RefSeq and is a predicted model, not a curated record.
UGAGAAUUCGCCACGAUUUGCAAGACUGCCCAUCCGCUAGCUGGAUAUGUCCCAAGGUUGUUGUCUUCCAGUUAUAAUAUAAGCCCCCUUCUCCACCAGGCCAGCUACCGCACCGCACCCAUUCCACGAUUUGCUAUGUCCAUCCGCAACCUUGGGAGAGAUCCACUCGGAAAGUGACUUCCUUGGCUGGGGGAGACAUGGAGGAGGUUCGAGUUACUUGUUCGCUGGGCGCCAUGGCCCCUCUCCUUGUGCAACUCCGUCGAUUGAUGGAAACCGAGCAGAGUUUGCCACAGGGCGUUCUUAAGGAUGAGCUCCAACAUCUCGUAGAAGAUCUUGAAAAAAUAAACACCUCCCUCCUGGAUCUUUCAGAGGAGGAUAACCCUUCCUUCAUGGAAAAGUGCUGGAUGAAGGAGGUGCGUGAGCUUUCUUAUGACAUGGAGGACUACUUGAACACGGUGUUGCACUCCAAUGCCGCCGGUGGUGUCCGCAAGAUUCCUUGGAUCCAGACUAAGAAGAACCGGCGGCGCCCUCUGAUUGUUGAAGACAUAUCACAGUUCAGGGCUCGUUUGCAGGGUCUGGGAGAAAGACACGAGACAUGCAAGCUUGCUGGAUUGAGGGCUCGUUUGCAGCAGGAUCCGAUAGAAAGACGCAAAAGAUGUCAGGAUGCUCUUACUGGUUUCCAAACUAUCGUCAACUCUAUGUUACAAACUCCACAUUCGGUCCUUGACGAUCCCAUGAACAAGCUCGUCGAUUUGCUGGCUUUCGACAGGGAGCCAAAGCUCAAGGUGGUACCUAUCUUUGGAUUUGCAGGUGUUGGGAAGACAACACUUGCCAGAAGAUUGUAUCGUCACUAUGGGGGGAGGUUCCACUGCCGGGGUUUUCUACGGGUGUCUCGAAACCCAGAUACCAGGAGGCUUCUCAUGAGCAUGCUCUCACAAAUUAAGGGGCCACGGUCCCAGGGCGCCUUUUCUGAUGUGCAAGCCCUCACCGACGACAUCAACACACAUCUAAAGAGCAAAACUUAUUUGAUUAUAGUUGAUGAUUUGUGGGAUACGUCAGUGUGGGAUAUCAUCAGCCAUGCUUUUCCGAAGGGCAAUUUUUGCAGCAGAAUAAUAACAACCACACAAAUUGAGGAUGUUGCUUUAGCUUGCUGCAGUUAUAACCCAGAGUGUAUAUAUGAGAUGAGACCUCUCAGUGAUGAUCAAUCACAACAAUUAUUCUCUGGUAAUUCGGAAGUGAUGAAAGAAGCUGUAAACCUUAUCUACAAUGAUCUUCCACCUCAUUUGAAGACAUGCCUGCUAUAUCUUUGUAUAUAUCCUGAGGACUACACGAUCAAGAAGGAUGAUUUGGUGAAGCAGUGGGUAGCUGAAGGUUUUGUCAUUGAAGUAGAAGGGCAAUACAUUGAGGAAGCUGCAGGGGGUUAUUUUGACGAGCUUGUGAUCAGCGGAAUGAUCCAACCUUUAGACACCAAUUAUAAUGAUGAGGUGUUGUCAUGUACAGUUCAUCACAUGGUACUGGAUUUUAUUGCAUGCAAAUCUAUGGAGGACAACUUCAUCUGUGUUGCAGAUUAUUUCGAAACAGUGACAGGACUUCCUGAUAAGGUUCGUCGACUUUCCAUGAAGUUUGGAGGUGCAAAAAGUGCACAGAUACCGGGAAGCUUCAGAAUGUCCCAAGUUCGGUCACUUUUAUUUUCUGGAUUCAUCAAAUGUGUGCCAUCCAUUGUGGAUUAUAGGCUUCUUCGAGUUCUGGUUCUUCAUAUUUGGACUGAUCAAGGCAAGGCGAGGUUAGACCUUGCUACAAUCGGAGAACUAUUUCAGCUAAGAUAUCUGAAUAUUGAAUGCAAUACGAAGAUCAAGCUUCCAGCCAAGAUUCGAGGGUUGCAACACUUAAGGACACUGAAAGUAGAUGCAAGAGUAACUGUUGUUCCAUCAGAUAUUGUCCAUUUGCAGUGUUUGUUGCACCUCCACCUUCCAAGCGAACUAUGCUUACUGGACCUCGGCAUGCUGACCAAUGUGCAGGAUCUUCAUCUGACCUGUUCUCCAGCACCGUCCAACCGUCUGGUUGGCAACAUGGAACGUCUUGCCUCAAUCCUGGGGAAAAUCAGCAACCUCAAAUCUCUAGUUUUUUAUGGAGCUUCUUCAAGCGAGAACAGCUCUUUUGAUGGCUUUAGCACCGUGUCCCCUGCUCCUACCCUUCUUGAGAGGCUUGAGCUGUCGCCGAGGAUUUGUAUAAAUUCGAGCCUCCCCAGGUGGAUCCAAGAACUGAGCAAGCUCCGCAUUUUAAAGAUUGCGCUACAAAACCUGUCGAGCAAUGAUGUUGAUACCCUCAAAGCAUUGCCUGCCCUUGCUGCUCUCUCACUGUAUGUGCGGACUGCCCCUGCAGAAAGGAUCAUCUUCAACAAGGAGGGAUUCUCAGUUCUCAAUUAUUUCAAGUUCGUUUGUACCGCACCAUGCGUGGGAUUUACGGAAGGAGCUAUGCUUACUGUCCAAAGGCUCAAGCUAGGUUUCAGUGCUAACACAAUGGAGCAAUAUAGCCCCGUAGAUGCUGGCUUCCAGCACUUGACAGGCCUUGAAGUGUUCUCUGCAAAAAUUAGAGGUGCUGGUGGUGACGAGUCUGGCAGAAAAGCUGUACAAUUUGCAUUGGAGGAAGCCUUUAACCAGCAUCCAAGUCCUCCUAUCAUCAACAUACAAUUGGUGGAUUGGAUUUUUGAUAGAGAUAAAGAAACGAGUACAGCCUCACAAAAGGAAAAACACCAGACUACAGAAGAACUCAAGGAAGUUGAGAGCAAGCCAGCAGUAGUGAUGGAGGAUGCUUUGGUAAGCGCAUCCACUGGGGCCAUGAAUUCUAUUAUAAUGAAGCUCACGACUCUAAUGGGGGAGCGGUACGCGAAGCUCAGAGACAUGCAGAAGGAGGCGGUGAUCCUAAAGGACGAAAUUGAUGAAAUGGAUACUCAUCUUGAGCAGCUGGCAGGUAUGGCUGAGCCGAGCAUAGAGUUGAAGGACUGCAGGAAUCAAAUGAGAGAGCUGACGUACGACAUUGAGGACUACAUUGAUGAUCUCAUGUUCUACUUUGACAAAUGCGCUCACCAGGCUACUAGUUGGUAUCCUGAGAAAUGGGCUACACUGCAAAAAUUCAUUGACCAGAUUCGAAACAUCACCGGACAAAUGGAGAAAGCAGGCCUAGGAAAUAUGGCGUGUAAGACUGAAAUGCGCGCCUUGGGAUCAAGCUACUACGUGGCAAGUGAGUCACUGUUGUCCACAGUCUCUGAUAAGGGAAUGGGCCUUGUGGGAGUUGAUGGCCAGCGAGACCAACUUGCAAGGCGGCUGAUCGAUGGCGAACGAGAGCUGCAAGUGGUAUGCAUAUUGGGGUCUGCAGGAGCAGGCAAGACCACACUUGCCAAAGAGGUGUAUAAUAUGAUCCAAGGGCGAUUUGAGCGCCAAGCAUUUGUAACUGUGUCCAAGAAGGUUAACAUAAAAAUGCUUCUCAGAGACAUAAUAUCAAAGCUUGGCUACUUAAGAUAUUACCACAAGAGGUACCUCUUCGUGUUCGAUGGUGUAUGGUCUGUUGAGAUGUGGGACGCCCUGAAACGUGUUCUGCCCGAUUAUGGUUGUGGAAGUAGGAUAAUCAUCACAACCUGCGUCAGUGAUGUAGCUGAAUCAUGUGUUAAACAUUCGUCCAAUUUUAUACAUCACAUGGGGCCUCUCGCUUUUGAGGAUUCGCUGAGCUUAUUUCGGAGUAUAGUAUUUGGGGCCGGAAGAAGUUGUCCUAUUGCACUGGAAGAUGUUGCAGAGAAAAUAGUGAAAGCAUGUGGUGGCAUACCCUUGGCAGUAAGUGUAAUAGCCGGCGUAUUGGCCAGUAAACCUGCAGAAAUGGCAGAGUGGGACAUGGUUGAGAAACGCAUGGAACUGGCAGGGGCGGAUCCUCUCAGUGUGGACGGGAUGAGGAAAAUAUUUGACAUCGGUUAUUCCGAUCUUUCCCGGGAUAUGAAGAGUUGCCUUUUGUAUCUGAGUGCUUUCACUGAGAACGAUGUGAUCAAGAAGGAUCGCCUUAUAAGUAGAUGGAUAGCUGAAGGAUUUCUCCCAAAAAGAAAAGAGGAAACUUGGUUGGAAACAGGAGAAAGCUACUUUCUAGAGCUUAUCGCCAGGAAACUGAUUGAACCAGUUAUGUGGGAAGAUAUGUUUAACUUGAUUGACUUGAUUGGAUCAGUUAUGUGGGAAGAUAUGCAGGAGAGGGAACAUUAUGAGAUGCCCAUGGGUUGUAAAGUCGGUGGUUUCGUUCAUGAUUUCAUCACAUCCCUGUCCAGUGAAGAGAAUUUUGUGACGUGGGAUAUUGAAGAUCCAGCAUGUAUGCAGCAUGAUGUGAUUCGCCGAAUCUCCAUCGCUGGGUACAAUAACCGAUAUGCAUUACAGAAUUUGUUUGAUGAGGAAAAAAAUAUCGAUCUACAGAAAGUCCGAUCGCUCACAGUUUUUGGGGGAGUUGGAGUACCUCAUCUUUCGGCCUUCAUACAUGUACGAGUGUUGGAUCUUAAAGAUUGUGAGGUUAUGGAGGACCACCAACUGGAAAGCAUUGGACAUUUGUCUCUGCUGAGAUACUUGGCACUUGGACGGACCGAUGUCCAAGAGCUGCCAAAAAACAUUAUGGAACUAGAGCACUUGUUGACCAUAGAUUUGAGGCGAACCUCGGUGAGGUAUUUACCAGUAUUUAGAACUGCCAAGCUGGUGUCUCUGCUUGCUCGUGAUUUGGAACUGUCGAGAGGAGUGGGAGAAAUGCAAGAAUUGGAGGAACUAUCUAAAGUCCAUGUGGGUGGUAAUUACUCACUGCAUGAUGCGGCAGAGCUUGUUAAUAAGUUGACGCGGCUGAGACUGCUUGGGGUAAGAUUUGAUGAUACGUUGCAUGCGACCGAAACCAACCGACAGGGAUUGAAGCAUUUCCUCGAGGAGGUGGGAAAAUCAAACCUGCAGUCCCUUACUUUUUCUCGUUACCCCUGUGAUCUGUUUGACUUGCUGCUGGAUUGUUGGGUCCGCAUAAGGCCGCGUCGCCUCCAAAAUUUUACGCUGAAAGUGGGUGGUGGAUAUGUCUCAGAAGUUCCACAGGAGAUGGCCUGCCUUAUUGCCCUUACGCGCUUGGAUAUCAAAGUUAAGACAGUAGAAGCAGAAGGUUUCCGUGCCCUCGGGAACUUGCCUAACUUAGUCUUGCUCGAUCUACAUUCAAAAGAAGGUACCAGAGGAAGGUGUACCGUCAGCAAGGAUGGCUUUCAGCGCCUCAAGGUGUUCGUGUUCGGGUGUUGGGAUGGUCGGAUGGGGCUGCAGUUUGAAGCAGGAGCCAUGCCGCAGCUCCGAACGCUUUUGUUUCGCAUGCUAGUACGUGAAACAAAAACUCGAUACGGUGAUUUCAAUUUUGGCAUCCAACACCUCUAUUGCCUGGCACGAGUCCAUGCCAGUAUCGAUUGUUCGCGUGCUACAGCUUUGGAUGUGGAAGCUGCCGAGGCCGCCAUCAGAGAACAAAUAUCUAAAAUCCCCAACCAUCCAGUAUUGGAACUGGAAAGAAGACAUAAACGCGAUAUGGUACAGAAUCAAGAGCAGAAAUCUCAAAAGUGACGCUCAAGUCAGCCACCGUAUGGUCUUCAUCCUCUGGACUGCGGGACUGUAUCUUCCAUCAGCUCAUAUCUCACACCGUUCCGAAAAUCUCUGCAGGAGACAUGCAGAGAACUUAUUUGUUAUCCGUUUUGCUUGAGUUUUCUAUUACAUUACGGUGCAUUUUUUUGCCGGAACGGCAUGAGCUCGGCCGGAAUCAAUUAAGAGAGGGAGCAGAGAGUAUUUACAUGAGUUUCAAGCACGGUCUAGCCCUCACAAAAAUAAAAAGGAGAAAAUAGUCGUUAAACGAAACUGUAAGCAGCUAAAACAGCAGAGCGCUUG